Penicillium angulare is the source of this 984-nucleotide messenger RNA. RefSeq lists its product as uncharacterized. The coding region runs from base 1 to 984 and encodes 327 amino acids. NCBI's taxonomy places the organism in Eukaryota, Fungi, Ascomycota, Eurotiomycetes, Eurotiales, Aspergillaceae. The record is from RefSeq and is a predicted model, not a curated record. The transcript has a single exon.
AUGGCAGGCGAAACGGGCCCAAUCCAUGUAUCCCGGGCGGUUGCAAUGGUGAUGGCAGCAUUCCUUGCCCUCUCUUGCUUCAAUGUCCUUGAAAUUACUAUCUCGACCUUCACAACAUUUCGUCGCCGCCGUGGCCUGUACUUUUGGAGCAUGCUUAUAGCUGCAUGGGGAACACUUGUACAUGCCAUCACGGGGUUCCUUCGCUACUUCGCCCUUGCCCCCAAUUUUCCAAUGUCAGUUUUAAUCUGCAUUGGCUGGUACGCUAUGGUGACGGGCCAAUCGGUUGUGCUGUACUCUCGACUUCAUUUAGUGACGAGCCAUAAACAAUAUCUUCAAUUCGUACUGUGGAUGAUUAUUAUCGACGCUUUUAUCUUCCACGUCCCUACAACAAUUCUUUUCCUAGGAAGCAACCACGGUGUUUCUAGCUGGAUCUCGCCCUUCAAUAUCUACGAGCGGGUGCAAUUGACGGGUUUUUCCGUUCAAGAAAUCAUAAUCAGUACCCUUUACAUCUGGGAAACAUCAAAAGGUCUUCGGCCUGUUUUGGCCCUCAAAGGUCCUCGCGGCAACAGGGUAGUUGUAAACAUUAUUCUCGUCAAUGCAAUCGCCAUCGCGCUGGAUAUUGUUCUUUUGGCUUUGGAAUAUACAGGCUAUUUCGAUAUUCAAACGACCUUCAAACCUUUGGUCUACAGCCUCAAGCUCAAAAUGGAGUUUACGGUGCUGAACAGUCUUGUCGCUGUGAUUCGCGCAAGUCCCGCGUCUAUUGAAGAUAUUCAACCAUCUCAUGAUGAUCUUCAUAUUCAACCGCGCUGGAGCGAUGAUCAUUCGCCACAUAGUCGUGAAGGGAUUGAUCCUGAACAUCUUGAAAACCAUGAGGCUCGACUGAGAGACCGCAGCCGAAGAAAAAAGCCGACCAGCUCCCCUGGAUCUUGGACCUCUGAAUAUCCGAUGAUUUCGGUUGGUCAGGUAUAUCAUAGAGAUUCUUAA